Molecule: messenger RNA, 2074 nt
Organism: Trichoplusia ni (cabbage looper)
Lineage: Eukaryota; Metazoa; Arthropoda; Insecta; Lepidoptera; Noctuidae
Exons: 2
Coding region: 222-1703 (493 amino acids)
Molecular function (GO): protein binding
Source: RefSeq, a predicted model, not a curated record
UAUAAAACAUUGUAAUAUAAUAUUAAAGCGUAAUUCUCUGGUAAACUAUAAUUUACGCCAAUACGAAUACUGUUUUUGAAUAUAUUUUGAAACUUUUUGCGUAAUUAACAAACAAUAAUGACAUUUGUGAAAUAAAAAACUACUGUUUCGUCCUUGCAUAAACAGUGGAAUAAUUUCAAUUUCUGCUGAUAUUUUUUAUAAUUUAUAAGUGUAUUUAUAAAAUGUUAAGAUCAGAAAAGGAAAGAGUGUUAAUGCUCACAAGCACUAACCGUAGCAACGUUUUAGGAAGGCUAUCGGUGGAUUCAGAUGUGCAUGAAGAUGUUCAGGGUUCAGGCAUACCGACUCCUUUACAAUUUGAUGCAUUUAUACCUUGGGUUUGCGCACAAUGGUGUGCCUCAAAUAAUGUUCUCGUGACCAAAAUGAAUCAAGAGGACUACGUUAGACAAGACAUACGAAAAUCUCGGAUUUUUCGUAGAGGGAGACACAAGAGCGCAGCUCCACUAGUAGGCGAUCAUCAUGGCUCUUCCGGAUCAGACAAAGUAUUCGAGUACGGAAUGCAUGACAGAGUUGUUCAUAUGAAAACAGUAUAUAACAAUAAGCGAAAACUUGUCGAAGUAAGCAUAUCUGGAUGCCCCUUCAAAAUCUCGAGAAAAAUUAUUCACGCGUUUAGCCUCUGCAUCUCAUUUCAUUCUGCUUGGAACCGACUCACUUUUCGUAGGGGUGGUCUCUCCGACGAGAUCAUCUACGAAAUAUCCAAAUUACUCCCCCAUUCGCAUAUAACAGAACUUUGUUUUGACGAUUCAAGCGUUUGUCAGGGAAACUAUUAUAUUUUACUUGAAAUUGAGGCGCAGGUAAAAUAUUUGUCUCUAAAUAGAUGCAAAAUAAACGACGCAGUUUGUGCUAAAAUUAUCUCCUGUAUCGAUUACGGAUGUCCGUCUUCAGAAAGCCUUAGAAUUUUAGAAUUAGCGUCGAACGAUAUAACCGAUGUUGGGGCUAAGCGUAUUGGAACUAUGUUGAGGAAGAAUCGAACUUUGUUGCAUCUCAAUUUAUCAGGAAACAAAAUCACCGAUAAGGGCUUCGAAGCCAUCAUCGGCUCUUUAAAACAAUUUGCUUUGACCACCCAGGAGCAAAUCGAUAUGAAAAGUAGAAAGAUACGAUACAUGCAGAACAGAGCGAUAGUGUACAACAGGUGCUUAGAAGAGCUGAAACAAGGUAAAAGUGAAGAUGGCGAAAGUACAAUAGGAAAGAAGAAUAUAUUUAGUGUGAAGCGUAUGCGAAGGAAAUCAAAACGAAUUCUGGACGAAAAUUUGACGGCACAAGCGGAAAUUAUGACCACAGCCAUAGUGGGAGAUUUCAAGGAUCCCUAUUGUGGCGAUAAUGUUAUCAAUCAGGAUGGUUACAUAUAUUCGAAGGGUAACCUUAUUUUUUCUUCUUUGAACAUCGCAUAUAAUGAUUUGGAGUAUCAGUCAAUCCUUAAAAUUCGGGACGUGGUAACAUAUCAGGCGGAGGUUGAAAAAGUUUUGCCUGAAACUGGUCUGAUCCGGAUUACGUUGGAUGGGAACUGGAUGCCCCCGAAGUGCGAGGAGCUUGAUGUAAUCGACGCGUGUUUGAAGAAAGUUAUUUCUGAUUUGACGCCUACGCCUCGAAAGACUCGAACAUCAUCGCUGAUAAGAAAAUUGAUGUCGAAAACACACACUCAGUGAUUAUGAAAAGGUAAUGUAUAAGAAGAAGGCUGUUUGAGUUUUUUUAUACUCCGAUUUAGUAAGUUCGUUCAUUCAGAAGGAAUGAAGAAACUUUAUUUUCUAAGACCAAAGAAAUGACGUGGUUCUCAAAGCCUUACGAUUAAGUACUGUUUCAUAAGUUUUGUUUGGUUGUAUACUGUAUUUAGUACACCAGGUAUUUAGUUAUUAAAUAUAUUUAAACUUUGCAGGUACAGUCAGGUAAUCAGUUCAUUUAUUCACUUUAGAUCUUUUAAGUAUCAGAAAUACGUUUUAAGUUUACGUUUAAUUUAGUUUAGCAUAAUUGUUUGAAUUAUUGUGUACCUAAUACUAAUAAAGUGUAUGUACAAUAUGAA